Molecule: messenger RNA, 2002 nt
Organism: Zonotrichia albicollis (white-throated sparrow)
Lineage: Eukaryota; Metazoa; Chordata; Aves; Passeriformes; Passerellidae
Source: RefSeq, a predicted model, not a curated record
AUCCAGUUUGCUGACCAAAAGCAGGAGUUCAACAAGCGCCCCACCAAGAUCGGCCGCCGCUCGCUGUCGCGCUCCAUCUCGCAGUCCUCGACAGACAGCUACAGCUCAGCUCAGGGGGAGAAGCCCCUGGCUGGGGCCAAGAUCGUGGGCUGCACUCACAUCACAGCACAGACAGCGGUGCUGAUGGAGACGCUGGGGGCGCUGGGCGCUCAGUGCCGCUGGGCCGCCUGCAACAUCUACUCCACCCUCAACGAGGUGGCGGCGGCGCUGGCCGAGAGCGGGUUCCCAGUGUUUGCCUGGAAGGGCGAAUCCGAGGACGAUUUCUGGUGGUGCAUCGACCGCUGCGUCAACGUCGAGGGCUGGCAGCCCAACAUGGCUGUACCAGCUCUCCAAGGCGGGGAAGCUCUGUGUGCCAGCCAUGAACGUCAACGACUCCGUCACCAAGCAGAAGUUUGACAACCUCUACUGCUGCAGGGAAUCCAUCCUGGAUGGCAUGGACGGGUUCCGGCUGGUGAAGCUCAAUGAGGUCAUCAGGCAGGUGGACAUCGUCAUCACCUGCACAGGGAACAAGAACGUGGUGACCAGGGAACAUCUGGACAGGAUGAAGAACAGCUGCAUUGUCUGCAACAUGGGACACUCCAACACCGAGAUCGACGUGGCCAGCCUGCGCACGCCCGAGCUCACCUGGGAGCGGGUGAGGUCCCAGGUGGAUCACGUCAUCUGGCCCGAUGGCAAGAGGAUCGUGCUGCUGGCAGAGUGCUGCUGCUGCUGCCGCGCCGGCGGCUCUGCCACACCACGCUGGGAGGAGCCAGGUCCCUCUCCAGCUGAAUUUCAGUCCCCAUUGGAAACCUUGGGAGUUUUAUUUUCUGGUCGUACUUGUAUGAAUCUGGAAUUCCCCUUUGGAAUGUAUGAGACGUCCUCCGGAGUGACCCCCGCGGGUUCUGUGCCAGGGGAGAGCUCAGCACCACUAAAACCCUGCGGUCACCUCGACGUGUCAGAGCUGAUGGAGAGUAAAUUUGCCAGAGUUCCCUGUUUUAUGUCCCAGCUGAGCGCAGGACAGCGUGACCCUUAGCAAGGUGACUUCCCAAGGGUCUGAGCAGAGUCACUUCUGUCCCUCACGUGGAGAACGUGAUCCUUCUGACAUGGAGCCUCUGUCCUCCCUGUUGGUGCCCGCCUCUCUCAUCAGCUGCAGAUCCGUGCUUUCUCCUCCUGGGCUUCUUUGCCAUCAUGGAGAACUUUUUUGUGGCAGCUCGUUCACGCACAAGGAAGGGAAAACGGAGGAAUUACGGCCUCAAUCCCUCCCACAGCUCUCAGGAGAUCUGGAGGCAGGUUGGCCACAAGUCGCUCAUCUCCAGAGCAAACGUUCCCAUGUGCCGGCUGAUUCCAAGUUUCUCUUUGAAAUCUCUCAGAAUCAGGAAGGAAAACCUUGAGAAGAGCUUGAGGAAACCUUGAGGAGACCUUGGGAAGGCGUCAGGGCUUUGUGAAGGCCUUGAGGAGACCUUCAGGCCUUGAGAAGCUUCCAGUAGACUGAUUGCUAAGCACAGACUCAGAAUGAUCUCUGCUCGUUCAUUUUACCCAGAUCCUGAGAUUUUUUGGGAAGAAUCCCCUGAGCAAUUUGAAACAUCCCACGCAGGUGUUUCUCCCCGGGCUGGAUCCUGGUCUGUGUCAGGCCCUGCUGUUCUCUGGGAGCGUGGGAGCUGCUCCUGGCCCAGGUGGGACGUGGCCGUGGGGUCCCUGGGGCAGAGCAGCUUUGGGAAGAACAGGAAUCCCUUCCCAACCCAGGCACAGCCACUUCCCCCUGGAAAAGCUCCUUUUGGAAAAGUCCCUUUUGGAAAAGCUCCUUUUGGAAAAGCUCCUUUUGGAAAAGCUCCUUUUGGAAAAGCCCCUUUCAUCCCAACCCCUCUGAUCCCCAGAGCCGCGUCCUGCCCGUGCCUGCUCUGCACAGCCCCAAUCCCUUCGUGCCCCCUUUAUCUUCCAGGUAGAUAGGAAGGGGAAAAAAAAA